Molecule: messenger RNA, 1728 nt
Organism: Trypanosoma grayi
Lineage: Eukaryota; Euglenozoa; Kinetoplastea; Trypanosomatida; Trypanosomatidae
Exons: 1
Coding region: 1-1728 (575 amino acids)
Biological process (GO): box C/D snoRNP assembly; maturation of LSU-rRNA from tricistronic rRNA transcript (SSU-rRNA, 5.8S rRNA, LSU-rRNA); snoRNA localization
Cellular component (GO): pre-snoRNP complex; nucleus
Molecular function (GO): metal ion binding
Source: RefSeq, a predicted model, not a curated record
AUGAACGAAUACGAGGACGCAUCUUCGGACGCAUCAUGCAGUGGGGAGGUGAGAAGCCUCUCCUCCGCCGAGGACGCGGAGCUCACGUGGAUUCCCGGUGAGGACGAGCAUGUUGAUAAGGAAUCAAACGGUGGUGAGUUUGAUGAAGAUGAGGCACCGCCUUACAUGGCGUCGGACUUCAGCAGUGCUCUUGCCAACGACCUAGCCAAUCAGCAGCAACAGAAACUACGGGAACAAGACGCUUUGAAGGAGGGAUCGCCAGUGGCGCAAGCGAGUGGAGCAAGCAUUCCAAGGAUCUGUUGCAUCUGCGGGGACGCUGCGUUGUACACGUGCCCGGGUUGUGGAGCGAGAACCUGCAGCAUCACCUGCGUGCGGAUGCACAAGACUGAGUCCAAGUGCACAGGAGAACGUGACAUGGCCAAGAAGGUGCCGCUGAGCGAAUUCACUGAUAGGCAUCUGCAGCGCGACUUCUACUUUCUGGAGGACGUCCGGCGCGUGGUCAGCAACUGCGAGCGCACGUUUCCCAAGAUGUGGCGCUACACGUUCCGCGCGCUACCCCCGCCGCUGUACGCUCUGCGCGAGGCGGCGAAGAAACGCGGCGUCGUGUGCCAAAUCACAUCGGAAGGGAUGACGAAGCGGGACGCCAACACGUCUCGCUACGACAGAAAGACGGAGACUAUCACGUGGCGCUGCCAGUUCAAUUUUCACGACCCUGACUUCUGUGUCGCAACAGACUGGGGCAGCGAGCGGCACCGUCUUGGUGACAUUGUGGCGUACUGCUGGGCCACUAAGCCCUCGUUGCCGUGCUUUCACAUAAACCGGCAGUACAAUCGCGCCUCAAAGUGGAUUGGAACUAGCGAGAAGGACGAGUCGGCAGUAACACCAGCAGGAAAGGGGUACGAGGCGGAGAAAGAGGAUGAAGAGGCGAUGGUGGUGGCAGAAGAAGACCAGCUCCAUCCAUCGCAACCACUAGAACAACAGCAGCAGCAGCAGCAGCACCUCGAUGAAGAGUCACGGCCAGAUGAGUGCGAGAUGGAGGUCACCGCUGAGGACGAUGCCGCACCUGCGGCACUCUUUGUUGACUCCAAUCAGCAUCAACAAGAGAUGUGGAGGCCGUCCAAGUUGGUCAUCGCCCCACUCUCGCCAGUGGAGAAAGACAAUGAGAAAGCUGUCUCGUCGUUUUUGGCAGCAGGCCCUGUCAUCAUUCUAGCACAGGCUGAGAGACUGGGGCUGCAGCAGAAGUACUUCCUCAUGUCGCCCUCCGCCACACUGAACGAGGCGCUCCGCACCCUCUUCUUCAUCAAUGAGUUCCCAGUCUUCGAGAUCAUCCACGCCGCCGACCUUGACGCCUACCCACUCGUCACGGAGGCAGACAAAGAAAGCAUCCGCGAGAGUUUUCGUAUGGCGCCGCGGCCGCCGAAACCAGAGCGCAAGCCGCGCCGCACGAAAGCUGACCUUACUCCAGAUGAGGUGGAGCGGUGUGCGCGGGUGCCGUGCCGCAUGUUUCUCGCCGGAUGCUGCCGCCUCAGCGAGGAGGAUUGCCCCUACUGGCACUGUGAGUACAAGGAUGUGCCGGCGUGUCGCAGUUUUUCCAAAUUUGCGGCGUGUGAAAAGGGCGAUCGCUGCAGCUUCCGACACGAUGCUGCUGCUGUCUCUGCGGCGCGGAAGCGGGCGCGGGAAGAGCGUCAGCAACCGUACACCAACAGGAAUAGGCGUCGGCACACGUAG